Messenger RNA from Peromyscus eremicus (cactus mouse), 4458 nucleotides. It is a transcript of the gene Usp36, whose product is annotated as ubiquitin specific peptidase 36. The transcript is spliced from 21 exons. NCBI's taxonomy places the organism in Eukaryota, Metazoa, Chordata, Mammalia, Rodentia, Cricetidae. Gene Ontology annotation, molecular function: cysteine-type deubiquitinase activity; cysteine-type endopeptidase activity. Gene Ontology annotation, cellular component: nucleus; cytosol. Gene Ontology annotation, biological process: regulation of apoptotic process; protein deubiquitination. Bases 274 to 3591 code for a protein of 1105 amino acids. The record is from RefSeq and is a predicted model, not a curated record.
CCGGAUGGUGCGCGUGCGGGCCCGGCCCGGAGCGGACGCUAGAGCUGCGCCGGCCUUCCGCGGGCCGCCGAGAGGCCUGUGAGGUUGAGGUCGAGCACGGCGGAGCGCAGGUGCUGGUGCCUAUUCUGGACUCUACACUUGGCAGUGUUGGUGACUGAGCAGGCUGAAGUCCAGGGGAGCACCUGCCGGGUCAGUUCUGUGCCUGCCUUGAGAAUCUGAUUCCCUGCUGCAGAGAAAAGCAGCACCCAGGCUCGGACACCCCAGGAAUGCACCAUGCCAAUAGUCGAUAAGCUGAAGGAGGCUCUGAAGCCUGGCCGCAAGGACUCAGCAGAGGAUGGGGACCUGGGCAAGCUGCUGGCCGCCUCUGCCAAGAAGGUCCUUUUGCAGAGGAUUGAAUUUGAACCUGCCAGCAAGAGCUUCUCCUACCAGCUAGAGUCCUUGAAGAGCAAAUACGUGCUGCUGAACUCCAGGGCCGAGGGAGCUAGUCGCCACAAGAGCGGAGAUGAGCUACAGGCCAGGAAACCAGGCACCGAGCGUGUGUCUGGAAGUGGAGGUGAUGGAGUCCCCGCCCCACAGAAAGUGCUCUUCCCUAUGGAGAGACUGUCUCUAAGAUGGGAGCGCGUUUUCCGUGUUGGUGCAGGGCUGCACAACCUGGGUAACACCUGCUUCCUGAACUCCACCAUCCAGUGCUUGACCUACACACCACCUCUGGCCAACUACCUGCUCUCCAAAGAGCACGCGCGGAGCUGCCACCAGGGGAGCUUCUGUAUGCUGUGUGUCAUGCAGAACCACAUGGUCCAGGCCUUCGCCAACAGCGGCAAUGCCAUCAAGCCUGUCUCCUUCAUCAGAGACCUGAAAAAGAUUGCCCGGCACUUCCGCUUUGGGAACCAAGAGGAUGCGCAUGAGUUCCUGCGGUACACCAUCGAUGCCAUGCAGAAGGCCUGCUUGAACGGUUAUGCUAAGUUGGAUCGGCAGACACAGGCUACUACCCUGGUGCAUCAGAUCUUUGGAGGCUAUCUCAGGUCCCGAGUGAAGUGCUCUGUGUGCAAGAGCGUCUCAGACACAUACGAUCCCUACUUGGACAUAGCCCUGGAGAUUCGGCAAGCUGCAAAUAUCGUGCGUGCUCUGGAACUUUUUGUGAAACCAGAUGUCCUGAGCGGAGAGAACGCCUAUAUGUGUGCUAAGUGUAAGAAGAAGGUUCCAGCCAGCAAGCGCUUCACCAUCCACAGAACAUCCAAUGUCCUAACUCUGUCCCUCAAGCGCUUUGCCAACUUCAGCGGGGGGAAGAUCACCAAGGAUGUUGGCUAUCCUGAGUUCCUGAACAUCCGCCCAUACAUGUCACAGAGCAGUGGUGACCCUGUCAUGUACGGGCUCUAUGCUGUCCUGGUGCACUCAGGCUAUAGCUGCCAUGCUGGGCACUACUACUGCUAUGUGAAGGCUAGCAAUGGACAGUGGUACCAGAUGAAUGACUCGUUGGUCCAUUCCAGCAACGUCAAGGUGGUUCUGAACCAGCAGGCCUAUGUGCUCUUCUACCUGCGAAUUCCAGGCUCUAAGAAAAGUCCUGAGGGCCCUGUCUCCAGGAUGGCUUCCACUCUUCCCAGUCGUCCCAGUGUCAUUCCAGAUCACCCCAAGAAGAGCCCUGGCAAUGGGGUCGUCUCCUCCCCGCUGAUGGCAAAGCGACAAGACUCUGUGACAAUGAGAAAGCUGCAGACCCCUGAGGAGAUUGGUGUGCCUGUGUCCAGGAAUGGCUCUGUGCCAGGCCUGAAGUUACAGAAUGGAUGUGUUCCGGCAAAGGCACCUGCCGGGUCCCCUUCCCCAAGACUCACCCCAACACCCACACACAUGCCCACCAUUCUAGAUGAGCCUGGAAAGAAGGUGAAGAAAUCAACUCCCUCGCAGUCCCUCACCGCAUCCCCUACCACUUCUCAGGGCUCUCCGGGGACCAGCGAAUCCAGGAGCCAGCGGCCUGGCUCCUGGUCAAGCAGGGACACCAUCUUCUCUACCUCACCAAAGCUCCUGGCCAAAGCCUUUGCUAAUGGGCACAGGCUGAAGGGGGAAGGCAAUGGUGUGGACCUGGAGAAGGGGGCUUCGAGCGGCUCGAGCCCUGAGCAUUCUGCCAGCAGUGACCCUGUCAAGGCCCCACAGACCCCAGAGGGCAGAGCCACACAUUUCUGUGAUUCUCAGGAAACAGACUGUCCCACCGCUGGCCAUUCCAAAGCACUGCUGAAUGGAGUAGACUCCAAGACAGGGAAGCAGAAGUCCCCUGCCCUGAGUAGCACCGCCACCGAGCCCACAAGCCUCAUGUCACCUCCACCAGCCAAAAAACUGGCCCUGUCUGCCAAGAAGGCCAGCACCCUGCGGAGGGCGACCGGCAAUGACAUCGGUUCACCUCCCCCCUCAGCACUCUCCGACCUCACCUACCCCAUGAAAGCUACCCACCCCGUCGUUGCCUCCACUCGGCCUGUCAGUAAAGCCAGGGCUGUUGCACCUGCCCCCCGACCAUCUACUCUCCUGAAGCAUUCCAUCCACCCCCACUCUGCAUCACUGUCCAGUAGUAGCGCCAAGCCCUUAGGGACCUCAGAGCCACAGAGCUGCCGCGCCUCUGCCUGGAUGCCCCUGCCUCAGGUCAAUGGGCACUUCUUGUCCCACUUACACCAGCUGCCAGAGGCCAGCGAGGCCCCGCACAGCCCCUCCAGAAAAAGGAAAAAGACCCCUAAUGGAGAUCCCCAGAGACUAGGCAUAGAUACACACUUCCCACAGUGCCUUGGGGGUGCACCUGCAGCAGCACGCAGGAAGAGGAAGAAGAAGAAGAAGUGCCUACAGGAUGAGGCUGCCACAGCUCCCCAGCAGGAAGGCCAGUCUCAGGACCAGCCUUGGAGUCCCAGGGGCCGGAAGGAAGAGGGUACACAUCCCCAGGUAAAUGGCCAUCAAGUGAAUCACGUCCUGGACAGUCACCAUGUGAGCAGCAAGAAAAGGAGGAAGAGGAAGAGAUCAGAGGGACUUAGCCAGGAAGCCACCCCGUCCCAGAACCUACUACAGCAUGGCUGCUCCCCUGCAGACCACUGUGAGCCUGAGGCCAGGACAGAGUUGCAGAGGAAGAAGAAAAGGCGAAAAAGGAAACGUGAGUCACAGCAGGAGGAGGAGGAAAGCAAGCACCCAGAAGGCCAGAGGAGCCCGAGGCCCAGCGUCACCCCAGUCCCUGAGCUGAGCGUGAAUGGCCAUCUUUCUAGUGACCGCCUGGGGCUGGGACAAGCGCCUCUCAUCACCUGGAACAGAGAUCGAGAACCUGAUGUGGUCCAAGAGUUGCUCCAGGACUCAUCUGAUAAGGCUUAUGGGAAAAAAGUUUUGACCUGGGAUGGCGAGCUUUCAGCUGUCAGUCAGGAUGCUAUCAAAGACAGCAGAUUGGCCCGGACCCAGACCGUGCUUGACGACUGGGAUGAAGAGUUUGAUCGAGGGAAGGAAAAGAAAAUUAAAAAGUUCAAGAGAGAAAAGAAGAGAAACUUCAAUGCUUUCCAGAAGCUUCAGAGUAGACGGAACUUUUGGUCUGUGACUCACCCUGCUAAGGUGGCCAGCCUCAGCUAUCGCCGCUGAGCUUACUGCACUUGUUAGAGGUGUGACUGACAGUGUCUUUUGAAGGACCCAGGGAUGUCAUAGGAUUGUCAUGGUUUCUCUUCUCACCAGGAAGACCAGUAUGCCUGUGCCACUGCAUCCCAGAGCUGUCACAUCACACCCUGGGAACUGUCCACUUGGAUCUGAGGAGCGGCCUUGCAGCCUCUACUGUACUGUGAGCCUGCCAUGGCGGAGGCUCCUGGUGCCACAGUUCAUAGAUGAUCCAAUGUAGAAGCCCUGGGGCUUCAGCUCAGGGCCUCUGGUGGCAUUCGUAAUGAACCUCACAAGAGAAGGCCUGGCCUGUGGUGUCAUGCUGACAGUAACCUAGGAGACAUCUGGAAAGGCUGAGCAUCCUCAUAGACCCUGGGGUCUAGGUAGGAAAACCCCUCUGUUCCUGGUCUGGGACUGUCAGAGACAAGGGACUGGAGCCAGCAUCUCCCAGCAUGUCCUUCACUCAGGAUGGCGGCAUGUUAGUGCCUCUUGUGGUGAGCCCUCCUUUGCUUUCCUAAGCUGGAGCUGUCUCGUGGCCCUCUCCUCAGAGGGGCCCCUGUGUGACUGACUGUCAGCUGCAGGGAGGAAGACCCCCUGGUGACUGCACUGCCCCCACCCCCAAGUGCAUCUCCUCAAAAGGACUCCACACCUUCUAGAAAUCAGCAGCUGCUGCGGAUAGGAGAGCCUUGAAAUACGUGCCAGUGCCUCUGCUUCUAAGGCUGCUGUCCCCGCCAAGGUGACUUUGAUGAGCUUCUCCUGCAUCUGCAGUAGCUGCGGGUCUCUGUCAAGGUGGUGGUCUUUAGAGGUGAUUUCUCCGUUAUUUUACUACUUACGAUAAAGCAUUUAUUUUUGACCAGG